Messenger RNA from Eriocheir sinensis (Chinese mitten crab), 7426 nucleotides. RefSeq names its product phosphopentomutase-like (gene Pgm2a). Bases 172 to 1989 code for a protein of 605 amino acids. Gene Ontology annotation, molecular function: magnesium ion binding; phosphopentomutase activity. Gene Ontology annotation, biological process: carbohydrate metabolic process; purine ribonucleoside salvage. The record is from RefSeq and is a predicted model, not a curated record. Lineage: Eukaryota; Metazoa; Arthropoda; Malacostraca; Decapoda; Varunidae. The transcript has 17 exons.
GCCCACGGCCUUGACAGUGAUCACCUCAAUGCCACAGAGAUAAAAGUGUUGGAACUACGGCGUUAUUGAAGGAAUUGUGUGCGUCGGCUGCUAGCUCAGUGCUGCGGCUGCCGGUAGAGAGGGAGGUUGUGCUCAUCCCUUUGAUCCUGUGACACGCUGUAGGACCUUAACAUGUGCGAGAUGACCUUUGACACGGGGAAUCCUGCCCUCAAUAAGCUGGUGGAGGAGUGGCUCAAGCGGGACAAGAAUGAGAAGACCCGCGAGGAACUCAAGGACCUCGUGGCUCAGGGCGAGAUCGGGGAGGUGGAGCGACUCUUGGGAAGCCGCAUGGUCUUCGGCACGGCGGGGCUUCGAGGGCGUAUGGGAACAGGCUAUGCCCAGAUGAACGACCUCGUGAUUAUCCAGACCUCGCAGGGCCUCGGCAAGUACCUAGUGAAGGUGAACCCGGAAGCCAAGAACAAGGGCAUCGUGAUAGGCCAUGACAGCCGGCACAACAGUCACAGGUUUGCCCGGCUAGCAGCGGCGGCCUUCCUCAGCGCUGGGGUGCCCGUGUUCCUCUACAGCAAGAUCGUGCCCACCCCCUUCGUGCCCUUCGGAGUGCUGCAGCUCGGGGCGGCCGCGGGGGUCAUGGUCACUGCCUCCCACAACCCCAAGGAGGACAAUGGCUAUAAGGUCUACUGGGGGAAUGGUGCGCAGAUCAUCCCUCCACACGACAGCGGAAUCCAGCAAAGCAUCGAGGAGAACCUGGAGCCCUGGGAGGAUGCCUGGGACACGGAGAAGGCCACAGCAGACCCCAGGCUUAGCGAUCCCCUCAAGGAGAUGUCGGGGAAAUACUUCGCCAAGCUCUCGGCCUCCAUGCUGGACAAGGAGAUGAACGCAGCCUCACCGAUCAACUUCACCGUCACGGCCAUGCACGGCGUCUCGCAUGACUAUAUGGUGGAGGCCUUCAGGAUAUGUGGGUUUAAGCCAAUGAUCCCGGUGAAGGAGCAGAUGGUUCCCGACCCAGAAUUCCCGACCGUCAAAUUCCCCAACCCAGAGGAGGGGAAGAGCGCCCUGGACCUCUCCUUCAAGACGGCGAAUGAGAACGACUCCACCGUGAUUCUGGCCAACGAUCCGGACGCUGACAGACUGGCGGUGGCCGAGAAGCAGCCCAGCGGCCAGUGGAAGGUGUUCACAGGCAACGAGGAGGGUGCGCUGCUGGGCUGGUGGAACUGGCAGCGCUGCCGUCGCCUCUCCCCGCACAUCCCCCCCAAGGACUGUUACAUGGUGGCCUCGACUGUCUCCUCCAAGAUCCUGAGGGCCAUCGCCAACAAGGAGGGUUUCAAUUUUGUGGAGACGCUGACGGGCUUCAAGUGGAUGGGCAACGUGUCCCAUGACCUGAUACAGAAGGGCAAGACCGUCCUGUUUGCCUUUGAGGAGGCCAUCGGGUUCAUGAAUGGCUCGGAGGUGUUGGACAAGGAUGGGGUGUCGGCAGCAAUGUACCUUGCUGAGCUGGCGACGCACCUGGCCAAGGAGAACAUGACCCUCACCGACAAGCUACAGGACAUAUACAAGACGUACGGUUAUCAUGUCAGCAACAACUCCUACUACAUCUGCCACGACCAGAACAUCAUCUCCUGUAUGUUCGAGCGGAUGAGGAACUUCUCCGGCAACAGCAAAUACCCGAAGAGAGUGGGUAGCGACCGGUUCCCAAUAACAGCGGUGCGGGACCUUACAACGGGGUAUGACUCGUCUCAGCCCGACCAGCGUGCCGUCCUGCCCGUGUCCAGCUCCAGCCAGAUGAUCACCUUCUCCUUCGACAACGGCUGCGUGCUGACCCUCCGGACCAGCGGCACCGAGCCCAAAAUCAAAUACUACUCAGAGAUGUGCGCCACCCCAGAGCAGAGUGACUGGACAGCUCUCGAGGUUGAACUUGACGAACUGGUGACCUGCGUGGUUGAGGAACUGAUGCAGCCGACCAAGAAUGAGCUGAUUCCUAAGGCUGACUAAGACAUCUGCCCCUCAACCAACCACCCACCCAGUCCUCCAGUCCUUCCCUGUGCCAUGACCACCACCACCACCACCACCAGUAACACCACCACCACCACCAGUAACACCACCAGUACUUGUAUUUUAUUUAGUUUGUCUUUCAUUUCUACUGGUUAUUUUAUUGGUAAGUGUGUUUUUUCUAUUUUUUUCAUCUCCACCACCACCACCACCAGUAACACCACCAGUACUUGUAUUUGAUUUAGUUUGUCUUUCAUUUCUACUGGUUAUGUUAUUGGUAAGUCUGUGUUUUUUCUAGUUUUUUCAUCACAGAUUCAUUGUAUAAGAGACUUGGCAGAUUAACUUUUCACUCCCUUUUCUAAAUCGCUUCAUCUCUUCUAAUUUAUUUUUCCCCUCCGUUGUGUUCAAGAGAAGCAUUUCCGUGGAGAUUCAUUGGAUAAGAGACUUGGCAGAUUAACUAUUUUCCUCCCUGUUCGAAAUUGGUUCAUCUCCUGUAAUUGUUUUUUCCCUCCGUUGUGUUCAAGAGAUGCAGUUCAGCAGAGAUUCAUUGUAUAAGAGACUUAGCAGAUUAACUUUUCACACCCUUUUCUAAGUCGGUUCAUCUCCACUAAUUAUUUUUUCCCUACGUUGUGUUCAAGAGAUGCAGUUCAACAGGGAUUCAUUGUAUAAGAGAUUAACUUUUCACUCCCUUUUCUAAAUCAGUUCAUCUCCACUAAUUAUUUUUUCCCUCUAUUGUGUUCAAGAGAUGCAGCUCAGCAGAGAUUCAUUGUAUAAGAGACUCAUGUUCAUGGUAUUCCUUCAUUUGUUUUGUUAUGUCGAAUUACGAUGACAAUGAAUUUCCUGCUUUAAUUUCGCUUCUUUUCCCAAUGCAGUUUUAAUUAUUUUUUCCCUCCGUUGUGUUCAAGAGAUGCAAUUCCGCAGAGAUUCAUUGUAUAAGAGACUCGUGUUCAUGGUAUUCCUUCAUUUGUUUUGUUAUGGUGAAUUACGAUGACGAUUCGUACUUUAAUUUCGCUUCUUUUCACCAUGCAGUUACGAGGUUCAAUUCCACAUGUGCCAUAGGGAGUGUAUGUGUAUUGGUGUUUGCAUUUUCUCCGCUGGGUGUAGCUGAGGAAUGCUAGCCAUGCAGUUGACAUAUUUGAACCCUGAAAUAGCAUCUGUGUUUGUGUGUGUGUGUGUGUGUGUAAGGUCAUGGUUAAGUCACGUUUUUCAGUAUUAUCAAUUUUGUGUUCAUUUUCUGGGCACCUCAAGACAUGCUGGUCCUCUGUUUGUGAGUGUGUGUGCCUGCAGAAGUAUACCUCAAUUGAAUUAACGCACAGUACGUCGGAAAUUAAAUCACUUUUGUGCUACUUUUUCUGUUAUCAGCUUCAGAGAAAGUCAAUGUUUUUAAGCACGGGCAAGUCGGCUGAAAAGUCUCUAUGUACGGUAAAUGAUAACUUAAGUGUAGAAUAUGUACCUCAAGCAAUGCGUGGCAGGAGGGGGAAGGCUGAAAAGAAGUGGCCUGCUUUUCUGAUAUCAGCUUAACAUGUCCGCUGUGACUGUCACGGAUUUGGCCUUCACUGGUAGCCUGGCAACAUACACUCCCAUGUCUUUCUCUGCCCCUGUGGUGGAUAGUGGAGUGUUUCCCAUGUGGUGUUGGUGUGCUGGAUAUCCCCUCCCAAGCUGCAGGACUUUACAUUUUUCUUCAUUGCAUUGUAGCAGCCACUUUUUGUUCCACUCCUGUAGCUUGGCGAUGUCUUCUUGUAGGAUAUCCGCAGUCAAGGGGUGAAGAGCAAGUCAGUGUUUUCUUUGUUUUGCCGCACCACGUUGGGUCUACAGCCUUACCAUCAUGUUCCUGAGCACACCUAAAGAGAGAGAGAGAGAGAGCAGGUGUUUGGGUCUUUAUGUAGGUUAAGAAGAAUUUGUGUUAUUUCAUUGUAUUGGUGAUUUAGAUUUUGUGAAUGUGUUGGAAUGUGUUUGAACAGUUGUCGUUACCAGAGUUUAGCGUUUCGUUCUCUCCUGUUUUAUAUCUACGAGUAAGAAUUUGUUUGAUCUUUAUUCAUUGAUAUUUAGAUUUUGUGAAUGUGUUGGAAUGUGUUUGAACAGUUGUCAUUACCAGAGUUUAGUGUUUCGUUCUCUCCUUUUUUAUAUCUACGAGUAAGAAUUUUUGCGCAUGUGUUGAAAUGUAUGAUUUGUUAUAUUUAUCAUUAUCAAAGUCUAGUGAUCAAUUUACGUCGCUAUAUAUAAGUAGAAGUAAUUUUAUUUUACUUUCAUAUUAUCAGCCUAUGAAUUUCAUGAGUGUUAAUUUAAGAAUGUGCUUUUUGUUCUAUUUAUAUAUCAUCACCAAAGUUUAUUGUUCUGUUUCAAUUCUUUCUUCAUAUAUGAGUACGUAGGAAUAUAAUUUUUUUCAUAUAUACGUAAGAGUUCAUUUUACUGUAUUUCACUGCUGUUUAAGUUAUGUGACUUUGGAGAAUUUAUGAUUUGCUUUAUUUAUUUAUCAGUGUCACAAAGUUUAGCGUCCUGUUUCAAUUUCUUUCAUAUAUAAGUAUGUAAGAAUAUAUUUUUUUUUUCAUAUAUACAUAAGAGUUCAUUUUACUGUAUUUCACUGGUAUUUAAAUUAUGUGAAUGUGUAAGAAUGUAUGAUUUGCUACACUUAUUUAUCAGUAUCACAAAGUUUAGUGUUCUGUUUCAAUUUUUUUUUAUAUAAGUAUGUAAGAAUUCAUUUUACUGUAUUUCACUGGUAUUUAAAUUAAGUGAAUGUGUAAGAAUGUAUGAUUUGCUACACUUAUUUACCAGUAUCGCAAAGUUUAGCAUUCUAUAUCAAUUUUCUUUAUAUAUAAGUAUGUAAGAAUCCAUGUUAAACUAUACCUCUUACUUUCAUCAAUCUUCUGUUUCAUUUAAGGUGAAACUAAUUUAUACUCUUAAGAAUGACCCACAAACCAAGUCACGUCCUCAGUUUAGCGAAGGGGAAGGAGGAAGGACGAACUUGCAGAAAGACAAAAAUGUAUGCUUAGUUGUGUACAUGUAUAGUCAUCUAAUUGUUUAUAUUUAGCUUAGAUGGUAUAGUGGAGCUGUGUGUGUGUGUGUGUGUGUGUGUGUGUGUGUGUGUGUGAAAACAGUGCCGGGGAGGGAAAAAGAAGGGUGAUUGGAAGGUAGGGGAGGAAGGCAAGUAAAGUUAAGGAAGGGAAGGGAGGAAAAGGACGGUGUGGGAAGUGUGUGUGUGUGUGUGUGUGUGUGUGUGUGUGUGUGUGUGUGUGUGUGUGUGUGUGUGUUGACGUAGGAAGCAGAAGAGUCAUUUUGAGCUGGCAUGAAUCUGUAUCCUUAUUUAAUGUGAUUGGUUUCAGCGUUUAAUCAGUUCAGGAAGAAGGAUGAAAGGACGGAAUCACAUUUAAUCAAUAGCAAAAUAGAUAGAUAAUGAGGCUUGUAUGCCCUUAGAUUAUUUUUGUGCUUGUCAUAAGAAGAAACAUUGCAUUCCAGGCCUCCUAGUACCUAAUUAGACAACUUUUCACCAUUUUAGGAAGCUUAGGAAGAAAGAACAUAAUCACAUUUUAUCAAUAGUGAAAUACAUGGAUUCAGUAAACCCUCGAUAUAACAGAGCGAUUGGGGGGAACCUUAGUCCGUUAAUGCCGAGAGUCUGUUAUAGGCGGCAGGAAUUAAAAAAGAAAUGUAAUAUAAUACUGACGAACCGAAUAAACGCAGUAAUGAAGUUAGCACAUACUUAUAGACCAUCUUUGUGCUUGUGAUCAGAAGACACCUUGCAUUCCAGCUCUCCAAAAACCUAAUUAGACAACUUUUUAUCAGUUUGGGGAGAAAGGUAAAAGGACAUAAUCACAUUUAAACAAUAGUGGAAUAUAUGGAUAAUAAGGUUAGUACAUACCUAUAGACCAUCUUUGUGCUUGUGAUCAGAGGAAACGAUACAUUCCAGCUCUCCAAAAAUCUAAUUAGACUAUUAAUACUAGUAAGAGAAUGUAAUGAAAACUGUUAUGAAAAAAUCUAAGCUAUAAUGAUGACAGAAAGGGAAAAUUGUGUGUAUUUAGAAGAAAAAAAAAACAUUCAGAGAUAAAAAAAUGACAGUAGGAUGAUAAUAUGUAAACCUGCAUAAAGAAAGUCAAGGCUAAUAUCAGUAUAGUAAAAAUAUUGUGACAGUAAGAUGAUGAUAUGAAAACCUGUAUAAAGAAAGUCAAGGCUAAAAUCAAUAUAGUAAAAAAUAUUGUAAUGGUAGAAUAAUAUUAUGAAAACCUGUAUAAAGAAAGUCAAGGUUAAAAUCAAUAUAGUAAAAAAUAUUGUGACGGUAGAAUAAUAUUAUGAAAACCUGCAUAAAGAAAGUCAAGGUUAAAAUCAAUAUAGUAAAAAAUAUUGUGACCAUAGAAUAAUAUUAUGAAAACCUGCAUAAAGAAAGUCAAGGUUAAAAUCAAUAUAGUAAAAAAAAUAUGAGGAAGUGUAGAGAAAAUAAAAAAAAAAUAUAUAUAAUUAUGAUGAGAAUAUAUCUAUAAAUGAAUACAUAAUAAUCAAAUACAGGAUAAGUAAUGAUAAUAAUAAUAAUAAUAAUAAUAGUGAUACCAAUAAAGGAAAAGGUGAUGAUAUUAAUGAUGGUGAUUCAAGGCAAAUAAUGAGAUACUCAGAGAUAGUAAUAUACAGGACAAAAUACUAACAAUAAUACAUGGUAGUUUAUAUUUGAAUGAUGGAUAUAAAACACCAAAGACUUCCCUUAUUUUCGCUUUAAUUUUACUAUAUACCUGUUCACCAAUACUAAUACAGGAAAUAAUAAUAAUAAUAAUAAUAAUAAUAAUAAUAAUGAGUAAUAUAUAUUUGAAUGAUGGAUGCAGAAUACCUUAGAAUUUCCUUUUUUUUAUUUUUUCAUUCACUUUUAACUUUGUUCGUAAGGAAGGAAGGGAGCAAGGAGGAAAUGGAAGGGGUAGGGAGGAUAGGGAGGCAAGGAAAGGCAGGGGAGAUAGGAAGAAAGGGAGGCAAGGGAACAGUAGGGGAGGGAGGAAGGGAUCAAGGAGGAGGAAGUGAAAGGUAGGGAAGGGGUAGGGAGGAUAGGGAGGCAAGGAAAGGAAGGUAGGAAGUAAGGGAGGGAAGGGAAUAGAAGGGAGGGAAGGAAGGAAUAAUAAUCAUAAUAACACAGAACAAAUAACUAAUAAUAAUAAAUAGAGUAAUAUAUAUUUAAAAGAUGGACAUGGAACACCUAAGACUCUCCUCUAUGCAUUUCAUUUCCUAUUUACUCAUUAUUUAUUUCCUCGCCUAUGCGCUGCAGUCUUGCCAACCCCCGCCCCGCCCCGCCCUAUUGAUAUAUAUAACACGUAACACAACUGAUGCAUCCUAUAGCGUCACUCUAUUAUACAUACGUUUAUAGCUCCAUCCUAUAGCGUCACUCUAUUAUACAUACGUCUGUAGCUCCACCCUCGUCUAUUGUUACGCCUAAGAAAGUAUAAUGUUACAGAAGAAUACAUAUUUAAUCGUA